AUGGAUUGGUUUGGUCAACCGCUAUUUUGUGGUGCUGCUGCUGGAUUGGUUGCAGACUUAACAUUAUAUCCACUGGAUACUAUUAAGACUAGACUACAGAGUUCUGAGGGAUUUACUGCUGCAGGUGGAAUGCGAAAUAUUUAUCGUGGUAUGGGAUCGGUGAUCAUUGGUUCUGCGCCGAGUGCUGCGCUAUUCUUUUCUACGUAUAAUGCGCUCAAGCGAGUAGCCGCAGUGGCUGUGAACGCAGGUGCAGCUUGUGUUUCGGAAGUUGUUGCUUGCGUUAUACGGGUACCCACCGAACUGGUGAAACAGCGUGCGCAGACAAAGCACGUCAAUAAUUUGGGCAUAAUUUGCCGAAUGAUUUAUAAUCAAAGUGGACUUCUCGGAUUUUAUCAGGGUUUCUUCAUUACUGUGUUCCGCGAAAUUCCAUUUUCGCUUAUUGAAUACCCUCUUUGGGAAGUUUUAAAGCAAAAGGUGGCAGGGGUGUGGAGAAGACAGUGCACGCCGCUGGAAUCAGCAGCAUGUGGCAGUAUAUCAGGAAGUAUAGCUGCAGCCGUGACGACACCUUUUGAUGUAGUAAAAACGCAUAUAAUGUUGAAUGAGAGCACUUCACGUCCAGGGAUAGCAGCAACAUUGGCAAAAAUAUGGACAACAUCUGGAUACCGAGGACUUUGUGUUGGUGUCUUGCCUCGUUCCGCUUCGACAGGUAUCGGCGGCUUCGUUUUUUUUGGCGCCUAUGACACGGCUAUGCUACUUAGUAGAAACUUAUUUACCUAG
This is a messenger RNA of Cercopithifilaria johnstoni, 777 nucleotides long. Lineage: Eukaryota; Metazoa; Nematoda; Chromadorea; Rhabditida; Onchocercidae. The record is from the annotation of a GenBank genome assembly.